CUGGGGUAGUGGCUACUGGAACUAUGGAGAGUGGCUACCCUCUGUACCAGGCACAGUGUUUUGACUUCCUUGGCCUUCAAGUCCAAAUGGACAUCACAGAUAAGGACAGAGGUUACACACAGCUAAGGAAUCACUGGGUUCAUUGCAGGUCAGACCAAAACCAGAAAGUGAAGCCCCAAGCCUGUCCUGUCUGCUGCCUUGCCCCAAGACACCUCCACCCCUGCCCAUCCCUGGGUGAAUGCUGGAAAGGGGCUUGCUAAAGAAGCCCAGUGGGGUCGGGUCCCAGUGUGCCAGGCUAGAGGUCAAGAGGCUGCCCAGAAGGAGCCCAGAUACCACCUGCAUUUCGCUGUCUGCUAAGCCCUAUGUGCUCACCUCCCUGGUGGCUUCCAGUCCUUUUCUGGGACCCAGACUUUGCCCCCAGGGAUUGCUCCCCCACCUAACUCAGUCAGAAUUCUGCUGGCCUGCACCUUCUUAUGUCACCCUCACAGCAGCCUGGUGAGAUAGGUCACCCUGUCCUACUGGCAACAGGAACAUGAAGGGGCAAGGGUAGUCUGGGAUGAGAUGUGUGGUUGCUGGUUAGAGAGAUUGCAGCAAAGACCUGGAGGGACCCCUCACCCAGAUAAGCAGGUAGCCUUUGCUGAUUCCUGGUCAAGAAGGGUAGGGCCACCUUUCAGAGCCCCAAGCUCACCUCCUCUGCAAGCUGGUUCCUUAACAAAGAAGACCCCAGCAUUAGCAUUACUGGAACUUGCCCAAAGUUCCCUCACCAGCUGGGGGCCAAUGAAGGGACUUCUUAGAGCCUCAGCCUCCCUACUCCCAGGCCAAAGUCUGAGAUAGCCAGAAGGAGGUUCUAGGGAGUCCUACCCAGGGUACCUGUGUGUGUACCAGCAAUCUGCACAGCCCGCAUUACACACACACACACACACACACAGAUACAGAAUCAUUUCAGGAACCUCUUCGCACACACGCACAGAUACAGAAUCAUUUCAGGAACCUCUUCAGCUGAGUACCUGGUGUCCUUGUAGUAGGAGCCAUCUUUCAACUGGGAGGGGAAUGAAGGACACAGGAAACCAAAUGAGUCAAGGGUGCUUAGCAAUCCCUGUGGCCAUAAGACUGGUGUCCUGCAGCAGAGUCUGGACCUUCCAGGGCAGGGAGGCUGGUGGUGGUGGGUACAGAGACAAGCAGAACAUAGGCCCUCUUCUUGUAGGACCCCUCUGGCCCUGCAGAUACACAGAUCAGAAGCCAUUGGGGCUGGGGACUUGGCUCAGUGUUUGCUCCACCUGCCUCACAAGCACAAAGGCCCAAGUUCUAUCCCUGGUACCAAAAAAAAAGAAACAAUGGCCAUGGAGUGUUGUGGGCGUGGCACAGCUCCUCUGGAACUGUGUAGUAACCUGAAAGGGGCAGUGAAGUACAGCACGGCCCAUUGUCCAGUCUUGGAGGAGGUGAGGGACCACAGGCAGUGUGAAAGAUGAUGAGGUAGGAAGGAGACCAAGCCAAAGUUCACCAAGAUAAUGUCCAACACAGUGAGCAGAGCACCUGCCUAAGGCUGCCCAGUCUUUGUUUGCAUAAGACCUGAGGGAGGAUGGGCUCUCAAAGCUGGGUCCUCAGGAGGUCUUCCUGGGGGCAGCUCUUAUAUGAGCUGGAGAGGAAAAUGAAAAAUGCUCCUGGCCAAGGACUCCAGAAGAGCAGGAGCAAGUAGAGUUGUACAGCUAUUCUGGAGCAAGAGGAGCUGCCAGGCAGGGUCCUCCUAUUCCAGUCCUGAGGUGCACUUCCGGCCAUCAGACCUGGACCUCCAGGAUGUAAAGGAAGUGGAGAUCGGCCAGGACACAUGGCCCGACUCUGAGUUGGAGCCAGAGCAGGUUCCAUCAUCUCACCACCUCCACAGUCCGGAAGACAGGGUAGACCAGGAUGGACAAGUGUUGAGGGGCUUCCUGGGGAGCCGCCCCCACAGGCCCAAGUGUGACAGCAGCUUUGGGCAGGAUCUCAGCUUGCAGUCCCCGAGGGCCCUGCCCUGCCCUCAGGAGAGGGGCUCCUGCCGCGUGGUGCUCUUGCCACAGGGAGCCCCAGGGACCGAGGGUGCCCCUGGCCAGGCUGCAGAGCUGGGGGACAGUUUGGGGUGUGGUCCCCGGCAGGCCAGCCCACGGUGUGCCAAGCCACAUCACUGCGAGGCCUGCGGCAAGAGCUUCAAGUAUAACUCGCUGCUGCUGAAGCACCAGCGCAUUCACACAGGUGAGAAGCCCUACGCCUGCCACGAGUGCGGCAAGCGUUUCCGCGGCUGGUCUGGCUUCAUCCAGCACCAUCGAAUCCACACGGGCGAGAAGCCCUACGAAUGUGGCCAGUGCGGCCGUGCCUUCAGCCACAGCUCGCACUUCACACAGCACCUGCGCAUCCACAACGGUGAGAAACCCUACAAGUGUGGCGAGUGCGGCCAGGCUUUCAGCCAGAGCUCCAACCUGGUGCGCCACCAGCGGCUGCACACGGGCGAGAAGCCAUACGCCUGCAGCCAGUGCGGCAAAGCCUUCAUCUGGAGCUCUGUGCUCAUUGAGCACCAGCGCAUCCACACUGGUGAGAAGCCCUAUGAGUGCGCCGACUGCGGCAAGGCCUUCCGCGGCCGCUCGCACUUCUUCCGCCACCUGCGGACCCACACAGGAGAAAAGCCCUUCGCCUGCGGAGCCUGCGGCAAGGCCUUUGGCCAGAGUUCACAACUUAUCCAGCACCAGCGAGUGCACUACCGCGAGUAGCCAUGGCCCCAAUAAAGUCUCUGGGUGGAAAAGGAGCCGGCUCCUGCUGAGCAUUGUGGCUGCUUCCCAUCCCUGCAGGCCACUGCAGGAUGGUUUUUCAUUCUCCUAGAGUGACAGGCAGCUGGAGAAUCACCAG
Fukomys damarensis (Damara mole-rat) is the source of this 2874-nucleotide messenger RNA. RefSeq names its product GLI family zinc finger 4 (gene Gli4). Gene Ontology annotation, molecular function: RNA polymerase II cis-regulatory region sequence-specific DNA binding; DNA-binding transcription factor activity, RNA polymerase II-specific. The transcript is spliced from 3 exons. The record is from RefSeq and is a predicted model, not a curated record. Gene Ontology annotation, biological process: regulation of transcription by RNA polymerase II. NCBI's taxonomy places the organism in Eukaryota, Metazoa, Chordata, Mammalia, Rodentia, Bathyergidae. The coding region runs from base 1656 to 2738 and encodes 360 amino acids.